AUGCUGGUCCCACAGUGUGACCUGGGUCCCUGUACGGCCUCCCAUUGCUUCCACUCUGCCAUGUGCCACUUUGAAAUCUCCUCACACUCCUGCGGUUGUCCAUUUUGUCAUAGGUUGCUGGCAGAUUACAGGCCUUCCAUAGGUGCCACCAAGCCCCAUAUCGGCCAUGGGCCCCCGUACCGCCUGGUCACGCUGCUGCUGGGCCCACAGUGUGACCUGGGUCCCUGUACCGCCUCCCAUUGCUCCCACUCUGCCAUGUGCCACUUUCAGGUCUCCUCACGCUCCUGCUGGUUUCCAUUUUGUCAUAGGUUGCUGUAUGGCCUCCCAUUGCUGCUGCCUCCACCGCCACACUGUGGCUCCAAACACUGGUUUUGGCCCCGUGACUGGCCAAAGGAGUGA
Messenger RNA from Staurois parvus, 399 nucleotides. The record is from the annotation of a GenBank genome assembly. NCBI's taxonomy places the organism in Eukaryota, Metazoa, Chordata, Amphibia, Anura, Ranidae.